Molecule: messenger RNA, 2470 nt
Organism: Alnus glutinosa
Lineage: Eukaryota; Viridiplantae; Streptophyta; Magnoliopsida; Fagales; Betulaceae
Product: receptor kinase-like protein Xa21
Exons: 2
Coding region: 1-2355 (784 amino acids)
Biological process (GO): protein phosphorylation
Molecular function (GO): ATP binding; protein binding; protein kinase activity
Source: RefSeq, a predicted model, not a curated record
AUGAUUGUUCAUAUUGUGCCAGGUGCAAUACCAAGAGAAAUUGGUAAUCUACAAAACCUUGAGUUGUUCAAUAUAGGUGGCAACAACCUUACUGGACCAAUUCCAUUUGAGAUCUUCAAUAUCUCAACAAUACGAGAAAUUGCCAUGUCUUUCAAUAACCUCUCAGGCCCUCUUCCAUCAAAUGUAGGCUUCUUUCAUCCAAAUCUUCAGCAUCUUUUACUUGGAGGAAACAAACUAAGUGGAACAAUACCUAGCUAUAUCUCCAAUGCUUCACAACUCAUUGAUUUGGAUCUGAGCGCCAACUCAUUUUCGGGCUUAAUUCCUAAAUCACUAGGUAAUUUAUGGCUCCUCGAGCGGCUCAAGCUAGAAAGAAAUAACUUGACCAUUGACUCUUCAACUACAGAGCUCAACAUUUUCUCUUCUUUGUCAAAUUUGGCACAUCUAAGCAUUUUAGUUUUGUCAAAUAAUCCAUUGAAUGUCAUCCUUCCCAAUUCUAUUGGAAAUCUCUCUUCCUCUCUUCAAGAACUUUACAUUGAAAGUUGCAAUAUCAAGGGCAUCAUUCCUAGAGAUAUAGGCAAUUUAAGUAACUUGGUGACUUUGGCCCUAGGGAACAAUGAAUUGGUUGGACCUAUUCCAACUACUGUGGGAAGAUUGCACAAGCUUCAAUCUCUCGGUCUUGUUAAUAAUAGACUAGAAGGUCCCAUCCCAUAUGAACUUUGUCAUUUGGAGAGCUUGUAUGCAAUGAUUUUUGGUGGUAAUGAGCUUUCUGGACCCAUUCCUGCAUGCUUGAAUAAUCUCACUUUUCUAAGAUAUAUUCACUUAGAAUUCAACCAGUUAACUUCCAUGAUUCCCUUGAGCUUGUGGAGCCUUAAAGAUAUCUUGGAAGUCUUCCUCUCAUCAAACUCUUUAAGUGGCCCUCUACCAUUAGAGAUUGGAAACAUGAAGGUCUUGAGAGUAUUAGAGUUAUCGACAAAUCAACUAUCUGGUCAUAUACCAGAAACAAUCGGUAGCCUCAAAGAUCUAGCUAAUCUCUCAUUGGCGAACAAUCAAUUAGAAGGUCCAAUUCCUGAAUCAUUUGGUAAAAUGGUAAGCUUGGAAUUCUUGGACCUUUCCAAUAACAAAUUAUCUGGAGAGAUUCCCAAGUCUUUAGAAUCAAAUUCACAACUCAAAUUCCUAAAUGUCUCUUUUAAUAGACUACAAGGAAAAAUUCCUAUAGGAGGACCAUUUGUACACUUCUCCGCUGCAUCAUUUAUGUCAAAUGAUGGACUUUGUGGUCCUCCUCUACUAAAUGUUCAAUGUAAAAAGACUGCAGCAGGACAUAUACUGAAGUAUGUAUUACCAACAAUUGUGUUAACAAUGCUUGUAGUUGCUCUUGUGUUAAUAUGGUCAAGACAACAAAAAAGGAAUAUGAGAAUUUCAGUGGAGGAAAACUCAUUACCACUAGCCACGUGGAGAAGAACUUCCCAACAAGAACUCAUACAAGCAACAGAAGGAUUCAAUGCAAGCAACUUACUGGGUAAAGGGAGCUUUGGAUCAGUAUACCUAGGGACACUCUCAGAUGGAAUGAUUGUUGCAAUAAAAGUUUUCAACUUGGUAGUAGAAGGGGCAUUCAAGAGUUUUGAUACAGAAUGUGCGGUACUGAGCAAUAUUCGGCAUCGAAAUCUUGUCAAAAUCAUCAGUACGUGUAGUAACAUCGAAUUCAAAGCUUUUGUAUUGGAAUACAUGCCUAAUGGGACCCUAGAGAAUUGGUUGUAUUCUCAAGACCGCUGCUUGAGUAUUUUACAAAGACUAAACAUAAUGAUUGAUGUCGCGUCAGCAUUGGAAUAUCUUCAUUAUGGUUAUCCAACACCUAUUGUUCAUUGUGAUUUGAAGCCCAGCAAUAUCUUAAUAGAUGAAGAUAUGGUUGCACAUGUUGCUGAUUUUGGCAUUGCCAAACUAUUAGGUGAUGGGGAUUCUAUGAUGCACACCAUGACUCUCGCUACUAUUGGAUAUAUGGCACCAGAGUAUGGGUUGGAAGGAAUUGUUUCUACAAGUGGCGAUGUGUAUAGUUAUGGUAUUUUGCUUAUGGAAACUUUCACAAAAAAGAAACCUACCGAUGACAUGUUUGCUGAAGAAAUGAGCUUGAAGCGUUGGGUAGAGGAAUCAUCGCCCCUUUCAGUAACUAAAGUCAUUGAUGCUAAUUUGUUGACAACCGAAAGUGAUUAUGCUUCUAUAGAGGAUUGCAUGUCAUCCAUAAUGGAGCUGGCAUUGCACUGUUGUGCAGAGUUACCUAAGCAAAGGGUUGAUGGAAAAAGUAUUUCAAUCACACUCAACAAGAUCAAAUUGAAGUUUCUACAAGAUAGUGAAGGAAGCUAGUAUGAGAGCAUCAAAUUUGUUUAUAGCUCUUUCAUGUUUGUGCUCUUGAAAUAAUAUUACAAUACUCCCUUAAUAUUUGAAAACCAUAGUUAACAUAUUAUUGCAACAAAUAUUC